Leishmania braziliensis MHOM/BR/75/M2904 is the source of this 1971-nucleotide messenger RNA. RefSeq names its product putative MCAK-like kinesin. NCBI's taxonomy places the organism in Eukaryota, Euglenozoa, Kinetoplastea, Trypanosomatida, Trypanosomatidae. The record is from RefSeq and is a predicted model, not a curated record. The transcript has a single exon. Gene Ontology annotation, molecular function: zinc ion binding; microtubule binding; ATP binding. Gene Ontology annotation, biological process: microtubule-based movement. Bases 1 to 1971 code for a protein of 656 amino acids.
AUGAAGCUCGACCUCACCCCUACCAUUGAACCGAGUAGCUUUAGCUACGACCACGUCUUUGGUGAGGGGUGUACCAACGAGGAGGUUUACCACGGCUGCUGUCAGCCUCUCCUCCAGAGUGUGCGAGACGGUGUCGGCGCCGUCAUCUUCGCCUUUGGACAGACGGGUAGCGGCAAGACGCACACGAUGCUCGGCACAGGGGAGCGUCCCGGUCUUUACAGCUUAGCCGUGACGGAGCUUCUCACCAUGACGGAACACAGCACCAUGACGGCGAGUUUCUACGAGGCGUACGGGGUGAAGCUCUACGACCUGCUCAACGAUCGAGCGGAGGUAAAGAUGCUUCAGGAUGAGUACCAGAACGUGCAUAUCGUGGGCAUAACUGAGCAGGUCGUCAGCUCCGUCGAUGACGUCCACGCGUUGAUGAUGAGAGGCCAGCAGUUGAGGGCGAUCGGCACGACGCAUGCAAACGACCGCAGCUCGCGAUCGCACGCCGUGCUGGAGAUCAAGCUGAAGCUGGUGGACAGUAGCAUUGAGCCGCAACUAGGCCGUAUCACCUUUGUAGAUCUAGCAGGCAGCGAGCGGGCAUCCGAUACGGCGGAAACGGAUGCCAAGACGCGUCGCGAAGGCGCUGAGAUCAACAAGUCGCUCCUGGCGCUGAAGGAGUGCAUACGCGCUAUGUCGAUGCGCAAGCGGCAUAUCCCGUUCCGCGGCUCAAAAUUAACGCAGAUUCUCCGCGAGAGCUUCGUUGGCCGCUGCAAGACGUGUGUGAUCGCGGCGAUAUCACCAUGCCAGAGCCACUGCGAGGACACCCUGAACACCCUGCGCUACGCGGACCGCAUCAAAGAACUGAAGGGGCCCACAAACCCGCAUAACGGGGUGAAGCCGAUCCCGUGUAAGACAUGCGGGCAGCCCAUCUUCAUUGGUGACCGACACGUGUGCAAGCGCCACGUGGUGCCCUGUUUCCACUGUAGGCAGGAGGUAGACAAACAGGAGCUGGACGCGCAUGUGACAGAGUGCAGGGAGUCGCCCAUGCGCUGCCAGUAUUGCAACGAACGCAUGCCGCGCAGCGAGGCAGCCAGUCACAGCCGGCGCUGUGCCCGCGCCCCAACUCGCUGCGGUGCAUGCGGUGCCAUAGUACCACGCCAGCUCAUGGACAGGCACACCCAGCAGGAAUGCGCGGAGGCGAAGGUGAAGUGCCGUUACUGUGGCGGCGUACAGAGCCGCCAAGCACUCGCAGCGCAUGAGCAGAGCUGCGACGCUGCGAAGAUGGCGUGCCCGCACUGCCUGCAGUUUAUCCGCAAGAGGCGACUGGAGGGACACGUCGCGAGCUGCGUUCGUAACCCCAACCGUACAUUGCAGACACCGCGCAGUACUGCUCUGAGCAUCGUCGCGUCAACUUCAAUGGACACAUCGCAGACGCUGGCCUCUUCCUACUCCAGCAUCGGAGCGCAGCAGGGCAUUCUGAAGAGUGUGGCAGUCCCGGCAACGGUGUCGUCGCGUGCAUCUUCUUCACACAACCGCAACACAGCUGCCGGGUCGGGUGGGCAGGUGUCCCUGGUGGCCGCUGGCGAAGGCACGGGCACUCUCAAGUUCACUGAAGCCCACUCGUCUCAUACCUCACCGGCUCGGUUGAGCAGCAGUGCAUCGUUUAUUAACCGACCCGAGUCGCGACGUGCACCUGCGGCAGGACGUCGCUGGAACGCCUGUGCCCUCGGCACCGACGAAGCCGACACCGAGGGCGAUAAUGACAGCGGCAACGUCGUCUGCCCGUACUCGCGCUACGGCUGCCCCGUCAAGGUGACGCGGCUGAACCUGGCGGCCCAUUUGAACGAGUCCAUGGUGCAGCACCUAGAGCUCGUCACGAUGUACGCGGACCGUGUGGAUGAGCAGAACAUGCAGCUGCGACGCCUCGUGAUUCACGAGGCGGACACGUUGAGCAGUUGUGCCACGAUGGAGCGUCUGAGCAAGUGA